AUGGCUGCCAUUUUCCCCAAAGAGUGGAACACAGAGGCUUUAGUUUGGUUUGCAACAUAUCACCUCGACUUCACCAAGAAUGACAUCGGUCUACUCAAGGAAACAUGCGAAGCUCUCGUUGUAGAUACAAAUAGUGUGUGCAGUCUUGUGUGGGAGCGCCCUCUUACACCUUUCAGUAGCGCCGCGGGGCAGUCGGUAGCUUUGGGGGCAGCAUCGUUUCCCAUAGAGCACUUUCGCAGCUCGUUUUCCGCGGGUUCUAAGAAAAUAUUUACCGAAACUCCUGUCGUCAUCGAACCAUCUGGCUCGGGUCCUCCAUCGAACUCACACAGAAUGUAUUUACUUUCUCUGCUUCGGCGACUCGAAAAUGGAAGAUCAGUACUAAGGUCCAUAAACGAGAAGUAUGGUUUUGCCUUCUCGGUGUCAACACUGGGUAGAAGGACUUUCGACGGAGUAGUAAGAGGUAAGGUUAGUGGCCAUGGCGGGAGUCCAUGUCCUCAACCAGGGUUGGGGGGCACGGAGGAAAGGCACACACUUGUGAGCAACGGCAGACAGAACUGUACCGUUAAUCAGGAUGAAAGAAGUACUUUCUAUGUUAAUAUGUCAUUUGCUAUGUUCCUUCGGACGUUUGAUGUCCUUAUUUCCUGGGUGUCAAACGCCAUUAGCGUAAUUGACGGUGAGGGCACAGUUCCGUCUGCGGGUGGUUAUGUCAUUCACGAAGACGUACAAUGUGGCACCGAUGAAGGAGACAGCAAUGGGAGUUGUGACCAAUUGCAAGAUGAUUUCAAGUGGACAGCUGAGGCACAUAGGUUGGAACCCGCUCAGCCAUUGCUCGAGCGGCAAGAGCGUGUUUCACCCGAGCCGUUUUCUGCAACAUAUAACGAGCCGCGCCCCGCUAUGAGACGCGCGCGGACAGUGCGAGUGACCGUGUACGAGAUUCAUGACGUCCGAAGUGUCUUUCUAAGACAUCAGAGUCAGCUAAACCUAUUCUACGACCAUGAAUACACAUUCCAUGACCAGAGACUUAAUCGACGGCUUCUUCUUCCAGCGUACUAUAAAGCACUCAGAGAGUUCAUCGAUGAACUGAAUUCGGAGGUUGAACAACUGGAGCGCCUUGGAGUAUCUUUAGCCUGUGGAAGGUCGGACCAAGUUACUAUAGUCUUUCGACCAUCAAUAUGUGAGUUUCGGUACAUGAGGGACUCACUGAUUCUUUAUUGGUCCGAAUGUGUCACAGAGGAUGACAUUACCGCAUUUGCACGCUAUAGUGCCGAGUACAACGAAUGCGUGUCGGAAGCAGCGGCAGUGUUUGAAAUGCUCAAGGAACUAAGGCGUCCCCAAACAGAAAAUCUUGGCACCUCCGUAGGGCCUGUUUUUACAUUAGAGGAACGGGGAGCACUGGGGGCAGGAUUUGAGAGUUACUGGCGUUUAAGGGAGCGCGUUUUUCAGCUACGUAACUCGCUGAAAGAUGAUAUUGAAAACAAGAACCGCACACAUCGUUAUUUUAUCCCAGAACUGCUUUCCAAGCCAGCCAGCAGACAAGAAAGGGGAAUUGGAAGUGCCAGUAGCAUUGUUCAGCACGUCUGGUCGAAAGUUGUGUUUUGGUCCGGGUUACUUUCCUGCAGCGCAGAACUUCCGGGAAACUUCCCAACGAGCGGCGGUACCAGCGAGAAGUGCGUACUGUCAACCAAAUCCCCUCAGUAUGAGCCAAAGAUGGAGUUGCUGCAACACACGCGGAGGAUGGUUGAGGCGGUGGAGGCCCAAGGGGCAAUACUUGAACGAGACUACCGUGGAGUUUUUUUUAGGGAUACGGGGGCGUUGUGGAAGCAGCGCGCCACCGAUUUAGUGCAUCGUCUGGAGGGAGUGAGUACUGUUUUCAGCAAACCUAAUUGA
This is a messenger RNA of Trypanosoma brucei brucei TREU927, 1887 nucleotides long. RefSeq lists its product as hypothetical. Lineage: Eukaryota; Euglenozoa; Kinetoplastea; Trypanosomatida; Trypanosomatidae. The coding region runs from base 1 to 1887 and encodes 628 amino acids. The record is from RefSeq and is a predicted model, not a curated record. The transcript has a single exon.